CAACCAUGGCACCACUACCCGUUAUUAAUCUCGAGCCAAGCGAGGUGAAAGAGAUCUUCUGGACCAAAGUGAAGGAACCACAGUCGCAGCGCAAGCUGAUUCUCGUGAUCGUGUCCAUCGCUCUGCUGCUGGAUAACAUGCUGUACAUGGUGAUUGUGCCGAUCAUUCCGGAUUACCUUCGAUAUAUAGGCACCUGGGGACCGGAAGAACCGUAUAAUAUGAGCGCCCCCACCACCGUCUUCACACCGCACACACAUGCCCACCAUGGGCAGGAUUCGGCCACCGGCAUUCUGUUUGCCUCGAAAGCCAUCGUGCAGCUGAUGGUGAAUCCGUUCUCCGGUGCACUGAUCGAUCGGAUCGGAUACGAUCUUCCCAUGAUGGUGGGGCUGAUCAUCAUGUUCCUCUCCACGAUGGUGUUUGCCUGUGGGCGCAGCUACAGCAUGCUGUUCUUCGCCCGCUCGCUACAGGGCGUUGGGUCUGCCUUUGCCGAUACUUCCGGUCUCGCCAUGAUUGCUGACCGGUUUACGGAGGAAUCCGAACGUACCAAGGCUCUCGGCAUUGCACUGGCAUUCAUCAGUUUCGGGUGUCUGGUGGCGCCCCCGUUCGGUGGUGCACUGUAUCAGUUUGCCGGAAAGGAGGUGCCGUUCGUUAUUCUCGCGCUAAUAUCGCUGAUGGAUGGGUUCAUGCUGCUGCUGGUGAUGAAGCCAAUCAAGGAACAGUUGGCCGAUAGGCAUGAGGUGAAACCGCCGUCCGUACCGAUCUGGAAACUGUUGAUGGAUCCGUACAUUGCCGUUUGUGCCGGUGCGCUGAUGAUGUCUAACGUUGCGCUUGCCUUCCUAGAACCAACCAUAUCACUCUGGAUGGAGGACAACCUGACGACGGACAACUGGAAGAUCGGUAUGGUGUGGUUACCGGCUUUCUUCCCGCACGUGUUCGGUGUGAUCAUCACCGUCAAGAUGGCGAAGCAGUAUCCGGAAAAGCAAUGGCUGAUGGCCGCCGGUGGGCUUGCACUCGAAGGACUCUGCUGUUUCAUCAUUCCGUUCAGUUCGUCCUACAUCAUGCUGAUGAUUCCGAUUUGCGGAAUUUGUUUCGGUAUUGCUCUUAUAGACACUGCACUACUACCCACGCUAGGCUACUUGGUAGACAUACGGUACGUGUCAGUGUACGGUAGCAUCUACGCCAUCGCGGACAUCUCCUACUCACUAGCGUACGCCGUUGGUCCGAUUAUUGCCGGCGGUGUAGUGGAAGCGAUCGGCUUCACCGCCCUCAACUUCCUGAUAGCGUUCUCGAAUCUGUUGUACGCUCCGGUGAUGUCUUACCUGCGCAAUAUCUACGACUUUAAACACUUCGAAAACGAAGCCAACGUACUGAUGGGUGAUCCACCGACGAAGGAAUACCAGACGUACACCAUGCACGAUCAGCAGAUGGUUGGUGAGGAGUACAAGAAUCAUCUAGAGUACGGACGUCAAACGGAUGAUGGUAACUAUCAGCAGGAGACCAACAUCGACCAAGGGUACUCUCAGAAUGGAAGCUAUCAGCAGCAACAGCAGCAGCAACAGGGUGGCUAUCAAAACUAUCAGCCCGGAUAUCAAGAGCAGGGAGGCAAUGUGUAUCAGCAGCAGCAACAGCAGCAAGCACCACGGCAUCUUCCACAGCAACCCCAGCAGGUUGUUAAUCCCUUCCGACACGGGGAAUCUUCCGGACAGCAACAGCAGCAGCAGCAGCAGCAGCAGGCUCCGUCUCAAUCAAGGGUUUCGAAUCCUUUCCGGCAAGGCUUCUAAACUAGCUAUAUCCGCGAUUCCUUCGGAUUGCUUGAUCGUAGCACAUCGGUCGGCGUUCAUCUGCGCCUCCGAGUGCUGUCGAUAGGUUAACUGUUGUUAUGCUUCGCUUACUUCGAUAGAGAGGCU
Molecule: messenger RNA, 1907 nt
Organism: Anopheles maculipalpis
Lineage: Eukaryota; Metazoa; Arthropoda; Insecta; Diptera; Culicidae
Gene: VAChT
Product: vesicular acetylcholine transporter
Exons: 1
Coding region: 6-1781 (591 amino acids)
Biological process (GO): chemical synaptic transmission; transmembrane transport; xenobiotic transport
Cellular component (GO): membrane; AP-1 adaptor complex; AP-2 adaptor complex
Molecular function (GO): xenobiotic transmembrane transporter activity; acetylcholine transmembrane transporter activity
Source: RefSeq, a predicted model, not a curated record